AUGAAAUCAAACUUAGAAAAAUACGUUAAUUAUAGAGUGAAAGCCAGGAUGAGGGAUGGAAGAUGGAUGGAAGGAACAAUGUUGGCUGUGGAUGGAGAUACGAAUGCAGUUCUUGAUGACACAGAAGAAUUUAGAAAGAUAAAAGGAAGUAAAGAAGCAAGGCGCAGGAUCCUGGGGUUGGUGGUAAUUAGGGGGGACUUCAUAAUGGAUAUAGAAAUCAUCAGUAAACCAUAUUCAUAA
Encephalitozoon romaleae SJ-2008 is the source of this 240-nucleotide messenger RNA. RefSeq names its product U6 snRNA-associated Sm-like protein. Gene Ontology annotation, molecular function: RNA binding. The record is from RefSeq and is a predicted model, not a curated record. NCBI's taxonomy places the organism in Eukaryota, Fungi, Microsporidia, Unikaryonidae. The transcript has a single exon. Gene Ontology annotation, cellular component: cytoplasm; catalytic step 2 spliceosome; U2-type prespliceosome. Gene Ontology annotation, biological process: mRNA splicing, via spliceosome. The coding region runs from base 1 to 240 and encodes 79 amino acids.